This is a messenger RNA of Penicilliopsis zonata CBS 506.65, 780 nucleotides long. RefSeq lists its product as hypothetical. The coding region runs from base 1 to 780 and encodes 259 amino acids. NCBI's taxonomy places the organism in Eukaryota, Fungi, Ascomycota, Eurotiomycetes, Eurotiales, Aspergillaceae. The transcript has 2 exons. The record is from RefSeq and is a predicted model, not a curated record.
AUGGAGCCACACACCUGGUUUCGAAAGUGUCAGGUCGCCCCCGGCACUGUGAUUUCGCUUACAUCACCUGCCCCCUCCACCUGGAGAAUCAUAUCUAAGGUGAAUGAAAAGGAGCACCAGAUGGACGAAGAAGAUAUCCGGAGCGGCUCUCAGCCCUCCUUCGCUGCUAUAAAGCUUCUUUGCCAUGAUGAAAGCGACCCAAACCCAAACCAACAGGCCCUGAUGCGGAUCUACCAGCAGAUCCCCUGGAUAGGCACUGAGAUUGAGCCUGCGCGCAUCCGAGCUCCACAGGCAACAUCAUACACGCAUAUCGAGCUUGAAGCACUUCGCAAUAUGACUGAAGGAGGAUCAGAUAUAACGCCUAAGCUGCUCGCGUGGUCAGAGGGCAAACAGGAUGAGGACGGGGUGGUCCCAGGCGGUUACUUGACCCAUCUGGUCUGGGAGAUUGUUCCUGGCGUGUGUCUGGGCAAGGAGAUAGAUCCAGCACCUUUUUGGGAGCUGCCAAGGGAACAGCGCGACGCCGUGCGGACUGCCUUUGAGAAUGGAUAUAACCAAAUGAUGUCUCUGGGAUAUUAUCCGAUCUUCGCUGCACCGAGAAAUUUGGUAUGGAACUGGGAGAGACGAAAUUUGUACUUUGUCGGCUUCUUCGAUUGUAAGCGCGGAGACAUCAAAUAUAAAUGGAAUAUCAAAUUCCUACCUCAAUAUGGCUUGGUCAAGGUGCCAGACAGGAAAUGGUGUAGCCGGGACUGGAAUGGAGAUACAAGUGGAUGGGAGUUCUAG